GAGACGUAAUACACGGGUGGCGCGAGAGGGCGGAGGAGGGCGAGAAACAAGACGAAACGACGAGGAGCGGUGGAGAGAAGGAGAGAAGGAGGGAGAGAGGGAAAGGGAGAGAGAGAGAGAGAGAGAGAGACGCGAAGCCGACGACGCCGCGCUGCUCUGCUCUCCCGUGUCUCUUCGUCUCUCGGUGCGCUCUCGCGGCGUGUACCUACCACCUUAUAAAACGUACGCGCAGUAUCGCGCGCUCGGGACCGGCGCGCUGCGCGACGAAAGCGCGAGGCGCGAGAGGAACGCGAAUCGAGAGAUCGCGCGAGUCGUGCGAGCCUGCUUCGUUGCGAUAGCGCGCGAGUGAGGCUUUCUCGCAGUUCGCCGCUUCGUUUCGUUACGUGCAAGCGAGCGGAGGAGCCGCGCGCGCGGUAACAGCGGUUCUCUUCGUCCUCGGCGUUGAUCUUCUUUCACGCGGUUCGUCGCCGCCACCGCCAACGAGGGAAUCGGUUACGUGGUGUGAGAUAGUGCAGAAAGUUUUGUGCAGUGAACGGUCGUUAAUAGACUAGUACCCGUGACUACGCUCUCCUACGGCUACGAAUAAGGAGAGCGAGGAAGAGGGACUGUGGGGAGGACAGAGGCGAGAAAGAAAGAGGGAAAAAGAGAAAGAGCGCGCGAGCGAACGAGCGAGCGAGCAAAAGAGAGAGAGAGAGAGAGAGAGAAGAGGAGAAGCGUGCUAUAUGCGUAAAGGCACCGCGCGCGAGUGCCAGAACAGAGUGCGAGAGAGCAACUGGCUGAUAAAACGAUAGAAGAGGAGAAGAGAAAAGGGUGGUCGCGAUACACACCGAAAGCCGCUAAGAUGCAGUUUCUCAGUGGCCUGAUAUUACCGAUCCUGCUCAACUUCGCGCUCUGCCUCCUGUUGAACGUGUUGACGUUAUACGCGCGGCAGGUCGCACCUUUGAUAGAGGACGACUGGGCGAGGAGACCGCAUCGUGCCGCCGAAUGCAACUUCGGCAAGCAGAUUCGCGAGCUGGGCACCACGUGGUUCGCGGAUUUGGGUCCGCCCUUCGGAGUCAUGUAUUGCAUCAAGUGCGAGUGCGUACCGGUGCAAAAGAAGAAGCGAAUCGUCGCGAGAGUGCAAUGUCGCAACAUCAAGAACGAAUGUUCCCAACUCACGUGCGACGAACCAGUUCUACUACCAGGUCGAUGCUGCAAAUCGUGUCCCGGUGACUUCAGUACAGACAUUGUGCAAGAUCUGCCAGUGCAGUUGUCUUCAGAGGAGGAAGAGCGAAAUCUGAAACAUUUCGGCACUCUCUUGACCGGCAGGACGUCGCAGUCGGUGCGUUGCGACGAUCCGAACCCGACGUCGGUGUACAACAGCGCCUACAACUACCUGGCGACCGGUCGUUUCACCUUCCACCGCAAGAACCUCUAUUACUCGUUCUACCUGUCCGCGUCGACGCCCCGACCACGUAGCAUACAGUUCGUCGAUGGAUCCGGCAGCAUACUCGAGGAGCAGGCCAUCGAUCCGGUCGGCGGCGUUUACCAAAACGUCACCGGCAAGCUCUGCGGUGUGUGGAGGCGCGUGCCGCGCGACUAUCGUAAAUUGCUUCGCGAGGAACGGCUCCACGUGUCCUUCCUCUGGGAGCCUUCGGCGAGCUUAACCGGUCAGUUGUCGCGGUACCGCGCUUUGUCGACUGAGCAAUACUCCUCUCUGCUAGAGCCGACGAUGGGCGUCGAUCGGUCCUUGAUGUCCGGCGCGGGAGCCACAGCUAUUGUGUCCGCUUCGUCUAUCUCGGCGCCUUCGAUCCACGUCUCCCUUGUGUUCAAUGGUCUCUUUCUGCCGAAUGACGUGGCGGAAGUGCCGUUGAUCGUCCAGUUAGAACAUCAGGAGAAGGAUUAUGUGGUCCUCCGCGAGGAGAUGGUCGUGAAAAAACCGUCGAACGAACUCAACUUCGGCGAGGUGCGCAGCGCGCUUUCCGGCGCCGACCUUCGUCUCUUAACCAGAGGCAAGUUGUCGAUCAGUAUUAUGUCCCGGAAAGAUCCGCAGGCUCUUCGUCUAGUCGGCACAGUUGGCCCGCGUGCAACCUGCGACAUGUAUCAGACACUGCUGCUGUCGGAAACGCCAUCCGUGGCGUCCGGACUGGCUUGGGCCUACUUGGAUCGCAUCGGAGCGCUACGCUACGGAGUUCAGUUAAUAGGCCUCGAAGAAGAGAGCCCUCUGGUGACCUUGGUGGACGAAGGAGGGAAACGCAGGAUGGAACUCGAGGAUCUGACGCCUUCGUUGGUCGGCGGCUUUGCGAACGGUUCCCUGGAUCGGCCCGGACCGAGACUCUUGGAGCCGCUCUUUAAAGGAGAGCUCUCCGUUGUGGCCGCGAGCCAUCUUGGCUCCAUGCUGCGCGGUAGACUGUUGGAGAGACCCGUGGCCGACGCCAGAGACACCGCCGCUCCGGUGUUACUGCGGAGAUUGAAUCGAGAACCGACUCAUUCCGGGCCGGUCGGCCUGAUUUGGACCGCGGUGGACUUGGACUGUUCCUUGCACUACGAGCUAGAGCUGGCUGGUUUCUCGUCCAGCUCCCAGGAGCCAAGGACGUUCCGGCUGUACUUGGAGACAAUGCCGCGAUUGGCGCAGGGUGCUCCCGUCGCCAGGAGACUCCUCGAGGAAUUCACCGGGUACUCGUUGGAGGGUUCCGUUACGGGGCUGUCGUCGAUGGAACUUUACAGGAUCGAGUCGGGCAUCGGUUUCCUCGAGGUGACGGAAAAGCAGGCUGGUCACAUCCUCAAGGCUCCUUUCAAGGCCAGGGCGCCGUUCAGCUGCCUGCCCCACUACGCCGACAAUGACGUCGCCUCCGUAGUGGCGUACAAUUUGCAGCCGUCCAAGUCGGAUUUCGAAACCGGCGCGUGCUUCCAUGAGACCAGGUUUUAUGAAGAAGGCACGCAGUGGACGUCGAACACAGAUUCUUGUUCCAUGUGCCAUUGUCAUCGCGGUUUACCACAAUGUGACUCGGUGCCUUGCCCGGCACUCUCCUGCACAUCAGGGAAGCAGGUCAAACAAUCGGUAGCUGGCCAUUGUUGCUCGAUAUGUGUAGCGAUAACUGUGGCGAAUAACACCACGGUCAAGAGCAACACUAUGAAAGGUUGCACGCUGGCUGGACAAUAUCAUUUAGCAGGAUCGUCCUGGCAUCCGUAUUUACCACCGGUGGGAUUCGACACCUGCGCGGUCUGCACUUGCGAUGCUGUCACGUUGGAAGUAAAAUGCCCGCGGGUGCAGUGCCCGCCGCUCGAGUGCGACGAGAAGCUCGCCGUCAGACCGGAGAAGAAGGCCUGUUGCAGGCAAUGCCCGGCAACGACACCUCGCAACGUGGCCGCCGCUAUAAACGACACCGCACGCUUACCGAGGGAUCAGGCCUUACCGUCCACACGGCGCACCGCGGAAGAGAUACUCGCUUCCGGAGGCUGCAAGUAUCCCGUCGGCGGGCCCUACGAGAAUGGCAUGGAAUGGCAUCCUCGAGUGCACUCACACGGCGAGAUGAAGUGCGUCAAGUGCCGCUGCAAGAACGGCGAGGUCAGGUGCGACAGGAAACGUUGUCCACGGUCGCUCUGUAACUCGAUCGCGCAUCAGAUGAAGCGUGGCGAGUACGUGGCGGACGUCGAUGACUGUUGCACGGCGCAAUGUCGCCGUGCGAGGCGUCAUCACCGCAACAACCAUCAUCCGGCGUCGCGGCACUCUGUGACGCCACGCGAGUUGAGCUGAGUCCGGUCAUCCUGCAAAAAUCGCUCGCUCCGGUCCACGAAGGAGAAGCUCGCGCGAGCACCGUAGUCAUCGUCUGGCCGAGAGAGAAAAAGGGAGUGUGUGUAUGUGUGUGUGUAUGUGUGUGUGUGUGCGCGCGCGCGUGUGUGUGCGUGCGUGUGUGUGUGCGCGCGCGUGUGUGUUGUGUGAGAGAGAGAGAGAGGAAGGAGGAGAGGGGGAGAGAACUGGUCGUUCUUCGUUUGUACGAGCGCGUCGCCAUAUCCGCGCGUGUCGCGCGAUCGCCGUUGUCAAACGACCGAGCCUUCGAAGUGGUAGCGAAACGACGAAAACGAAAUCAAACGAAUGGCUGUAACACUUGUGUGUCGAGAAAGAUCAUGGGAGCUAGAUUAUAUAUCUGUAGAUCUGCUAAGCCGAUCGUGUCAUUUAACCCUUUCGCUGUGGCGCAGUUCAUCGAAAAACGUACACCGCGUGAGAAUACUUCACCGUAAGCAGAAGGUCUAUUCUUUUUAUAGCUGCAUUUUUCGAUUUAUCUUGCAAUCUUUCAGUUUUCAUCAACCUCUUCCACCAAACAUCGCAUAUGUACCUACUUUUAAUUACCUAUUUUUUAAAUGCUGACAAUAUAACUUAAGGCCGAUUUUUCCAAUCUCUUGAUAAACUAACAGUUAAAUCAUAUGUAUGUCUGUGUCUAUUUAAAAAAAAAAAGACAAACGUAUGAUUUAACUUUAACUUACAGAGAUUAGAAAAAUUGGCCCUUAGUGCAGCCACAGCAAAUCACAGACCUAGAGUUUGCGCUGUCGUUUUGUCGCCGUAUAUAACAAUCAGACAAACCUGUCUCAUGACAAUUUUGUUUUCGUCGUUAUGGUAACAGAAUAAACCCAAGUGUUGUCCUUAUGCAAUAAUGUAAUAGCUUAGCAGCCGACUAUCUGUUUGCGCGUGUUCCGUUAUAAAUGACCGUUUGUACGCAGAUUUGCGGGCGGUCACAGUGGCGUUUUCAUAGCGGAAGAGUCAAGAAGAUGAACGAGAGGCGAGAAGAAGAAUCCACGGCGAGGUCAGCUCGACGCGAGACGCGUUUGUCGCAUUUCACUGAACGAAGAGGAAUAACACGAGAGCACUUGGAGAGUGUUCGAUGACGAGAUUAGUAAUUUUAACGACAGUUGGAUUGCGUUCGUUGCUCAAAGUUCGUUGUCGGCAAAAGUCAGCGAACGCUUACGCGUGCGCAUGUGCGUACAGGAAGCUGAGAGAACGCUAGUGUAAUAAGAGGAAGGACGUGGACGGUACAUCAUCUGAUGCUAUUCUUAUCCUCCACGACCGCUCGGUCGUUCGCUCUUAGACAGAGAAAGAGAGAGAGGAGAGAGAAAGAGAGCGAGAAAAGAGGGGCUCCAGCACCCGCAGCCAGACGCUUAUUAGUCAAUUGAUCCUCAUCAACGGACAAACGGAACGGAAACCGAGCGCCCUUCUACUCUCUUCGCGAUUAGUGACAUACGUUACGGUAACGGAAUGCCAAUGCGAAAACGAAGGGUGAAAACUCGGGAGGAAACGAGUUUUUAGUCGUGGCGGUAUCACAGUGCCCUACUAUAACCACUAAUCUCUUCGAGUUACCCAGCAACCAAAGAAGACUGAAGAACCUCCGAAGGCGAUAUCAGUUAUUACGCACGAUUGCUAAUGUUUACUAAUAACUUUCAACUUAUUAUGAUUAUUAUUUUAUUUUCACUAUCUCAUUUGUAUUAAUAGUAUUAUAACUGCUCUACUAGAUCUCUAGUACGAUUAGUGUCGUUAUAUAAUUGGUAUUAUUGCAUAUCGCUAUUGCUACGUCACUUUUAUUAUCCCAUAUAGCGAUUGUUACAGUUAAUCUAAAUUUUCGUUGGUAAGAGUUAUAUUUACGUUCUCUACGCGUAAUAUCUGCGUGACCCCUUCAACGAGAAAUAUAGCAACGUUAUUAUUCUACGUCCGAAUAAGCAGCAAUAAUAAUCGUUAUCGGUAGCUAUGUUCUUAUAAUAUUUAAGUUGUAUUUAUUAUUAGGAAUAUACAUAUCUUUCUUCGAUCGGACUGUUCGAGAGCCUCGACAAGUGAAAUAAUUUUCUAUGUUUCUCUGAUAACUCGAUAAUAAUCGGCUACGCAAUAACGUCGGUCGAUACGAAAUCGUGUAUCAUUGAGAUCUCUUGAUGAAUUUGUAACUCACUUUCUGAAGUGAUCAAAAUUAUCGAAGCUCAUCACCUAUAAUGACUCGGUGAAAUUUGUAGAAGCUGGUACAGGAGAUUUGCCAUAUACUUACCUAAUUAUAUUUCUCGUUUAUAUACGCAUACACAUGUAUCACUAUUCUGUUGUAAGUUUUAGGAGUAUACGAAAGCGAAACUUGACAAUAAGCUAACCCCCGGCUGUUUCUCAAUUUUAUAUAUUGUAAUCCUCCGUCUCACAUAUCACCACUCUGAAUUUUGUAAACUUCAUCGGCAAUUUAUCGGGCAGUAUCCCCGAGACAAUGAUAGUAUAUAAUCCAAAUAACAAUAAUAGUAAUAACAGAAACUCAAGGACUGCUGACUGGCGAAGGAACUUGCACAGCUGUCGAUACCUCCACCUCUCUCUUUUCAAACCUUCAACUUGGAAAUAGCGUUUAAUUUAGAAUAAAGAUAUUUACGGAACAUGUCAGGCGACAUAUAUGCCUUAACAUUAUCUUAUUCGACAUAAUGUGUUUUAUAUGAAGGAGUUGAUUCUCCGUGUACCCCAUAAGUGCCUUAUCGUAUGAAUAUGCAUCGUAGUCAGUGAUGUUAGCGUUGAGUAUGUGAAUGAUUUGUAUAUACACGUGUAUGAUUAAGCGGUCGAAAUCGAUCUUAUCCUAGCAACACUUACAUUAAUUAUUGUAGUGUAAUAUUUAUAUAUUACGCAUAUACAGGGUGUUCCCAAAACUACGAUAUUUCAGCGGCGUGUGUUCGCUGGAGUCCGAUUAGAGUUAAUAUUUUACUAAGCUUCGCGGAAAAGAUGACUCAAAACUUCUUGACUGAAAUUUUCAUAAGAAUUAUCGUACAUGGUCCGCGCGAAUUAAUUUUAUUUUUCACCCUGUAUAUCAAGUGAGACGCUAACUCUGUCUAUACUUGUGAAAUGUUUUUGCUAUUUUAAAUAACAGAAAGGGAAACAGAACUAGAGAAUCUUACGGUUUCGAGGACUACGUUAUAUAGCGGUAAUAGUUUCAUCAUGGGUGAAAACCACAUGAAGGUCAAUCUGAAUUUUUCACAUUGAAUCAUAGCUUCUUAAACAUUUACGUUUGUAGCCCUUUUUAUGGUGAAUAUGAAGAUCCAUGGCUCAAGAUCACUAAAGAUCAAAUGACCGAAUGCAUGAGCUCGAAAUACUUCGACAAGAGAUUUGAGGUGUCCUAAGCUCGUCUUCGGUCAUUUCACCUUCGGUGACAUUGAAUCAUAGGUUGCGUGCGUGCGUGCUUUCAGUGCCAUUCUAAAUCCCCGCGCAUGUUAUUGUUUACUGUCGAUUAUUAUUAUCGUCAUGAUUAUUUAAAGUCAUCCGCAUGUAUAAGUGAUCGGUCUUAUUUAGACAGACGAGUUAAUAUUAACUAUUUAAUUAAGCAGCAUGCUCUUAUUCUGACAUGCUUCAUGUAUAUAUGCUCUUUUAUUUAGUAAGGUUUAUCGGCGUACUACAUGCGUAUUAUACCGAUUAUCGGUGCGGUCUCCGUAACGCUUAUAUAUGUACACUUGAAUAGAAAUUCGAGGGCUCCAGGGAUAUGUGUGGAGCUUAGUGUCUAUAUUUGAUAAAAUUUACCGGGGCAGUUAACAUAAAAAAAAAAAAUGUAAAGAGAUGAGCAGUGUAUACGUAACUUUGCAUCGCAUGAAAGGAAGAGUCGUCGUUAUCUAGAGAGAAAAAGAGAGAGCGAGCGAGGGAGAGAGCUUAGUGAUCAAUUAAUAAAAUAGUAAAAGAGAAAAACGCGCGGCGAAAAGCGAACGUUGCUAGAGAUAUUUCAUGGAACAAAUUACAUUCUAUUGCGUUACGCUAAAAUAUUUUGUCGCGAUAAUCACAAGUUUGAAAAAAGUGUUCUGUUGCGGUGCGGUAAUGCGACAUCGUAUAUACAUAUACACGGUGUCCGAUAAUUCGAUACGAAGUCCUGAUAUACAGAUAGUUUAAGUCUAAACACAAUUUACUAAACACGAAAAUUCUGUACCAUUUUACGAACAAUCACAUAAAAUCUUGAGUUAUUAAUUGAAAAAAAUUGCUAAAUAAUCGCGCGUUAUACUUGUAGAUUGGGUCAAACUGAACAAAAAAGCCCUCUACUAUUGCACAAAUAACACGUAGUUUUUUUUAAUUAUAAUUCCAAAAUCUAUGUGUUAUUUGUAAAAUGGUAGAGGACUCUUUUCCUCAGUUUAAUUAAAUCUGCAAGUACACAAGCGUCAUCAUCAUAACUCAUAUAUCGCAUUGCGCACAAUCACUCAACAAUCUUUCUUAAUUAAUAACUUAAAAUUUUACGUGGUUGUUUGCAACAUAGAGAAAUUUUUUGUUUAAUUUGAUCUAAUUUAUCUGUAUACCGUGACUUCGUACAAAUUUUCGGAUCUUGUAUAUACACACGAUACCAUGAUUUUAAAUAAAUCUUUUGUAUUUCUACAUGAAAACCCCCUUCGCUGAGAGAAGCAUGUGACACGCGCACUUUGAAAGUUUCUGUAGAGAAUGGAAUCGAUGCUAUUCUGUACUGUGCCAAAACAAUUUAUUAAUUAAAAAAUUGUUAUUAUUA
Messenger RNA from Odontomachus brunneus, 8456 nucleotides. RefSeq names its product dorsal-ventral patterning protein Sog (gene sog). The record is from RefSeq and is a predicted model, not a curated record. Gene Ontology annotation, molecular function: protein binding. The transcript is spliced from 9 exons. Lineage: Eukaryota; Metazoa; Arthropoda; Insecta; Hymenoptera; Formicidae. Gene Ontology annotation, biological process: multicellular organism development. The coding region runs from base 842 to 3736 and encodes 964 amino acids.